Molecule: messenger RNA, 1322 nt
Organism: Anoplopoma fimbria (sablefish)
Lineage: Eukaryota; Metazoa; Chordata; Actinopteri; Perciformes; Anoplopomatidae
Gene: txnl1
Product: thioredoxin-like 1
Exons: 8
Coding region: 203-1072 (289 amino acids)
Source: RefSeq, a predicted model, not a curated record
UUCCGGUUGUCUAUCGGCCAAUCAGGAGUCCACAUCCGGAAGCAGCUCGAUGUACCUGUAGUGUGGUUCUGAAAGGAGCUAGUUAGCUAAUAUACUGACAGAAAGCUAAAAACACAACACUUCAUUUUUAUUAAGUUACCCGGCUUCCCGUCCUGAACACCACCCGACUAACCAGAACACACGGCAGCCGCAAAACGGUACCAUGGUUGGUGUUAAAGUGAUCGCCAGCGACCCGGACUUCCAACCGGAGCUAGCGGCGGCCGGCUCCCGGCUCGCCGUAGUGAAGUUUACAAUGGCUGGGUGUCGGCCCUGUGUCAGAAUAGCUCCAGCCUUCAACACGUUGAGCAACAAGUACCCACAGGUCGUCUUCCUCGAAGUAGAUGUUCAUGUCUGUCAGGCAACAGCGGCCGCCAACAACAUCUCAGCCACGCCGACAUUCUUGUUCUUCAGGAACCGGGUUCGGGUGGACCAGUAUCAGGGGGCAGACUCUGCGGGUCUGGAGGAGAAGAUCAAACAGCACACAGAAAACGACCCGGGAAACAGCGAGGACUCCGACAUUCCAAAGGGAUACAUGGACCUCAUGCCUUUUGUCAGCAAAGCCGGCUGCGAGUGCCUCAACGAGAGCGACGACUGCGGCUUCGAUAACUGCUUAAUCAAAGACUCCUCCUACAUGGAGUCCGACUGCGAUGAGCAGUUGCUGAUAACUAUCGCCUUCAACCAGCCUGUGAAGCUCUUCUCUAUGAAGCUCCUGUCCUCAGACUUUGCCCAAGCCCCUAAGGUGGUGAAGGUGUUCAUUAACCUCCCCCGGUCGAUGGGCUUCGACGACGCCGAGCGGAGCGAAGCCACUCAGAGCCUGGAGCUGUCGGAGGAAGACUACAAAGACGACGGUCUGAUCCCACUGCGCUACGUCAAGUUUCAGAACGUACAGAGCGUCACGCUGUUUAUCAAGUCAAACCAGGGAGACGAGGAGACGACAAAAAUCAACUACCUGACGUUCAUAGGCACUCCAGUACAGGCCACCAACAUGAGCGACUUCAAGAGGGUCGUGGGAAAGAAAGGAGAGAGUCACUGAGCAGGAGAACCAAAGUGACAACGAGAAGAGGAAGAGGAGGCUGCAGAUACAUCCAAGGACUUUCCCUCUGCCAAAGCUGCCACACACACACACACACACACACACACAAAUACACACACACACACACACAGCCUCCAGCUGAACUCCUCAAGCUCUGAGUGAAUUCUCCGUCUGUGGAGACUCAGUCUAAAAAUUGUUUGUAUUGUAAUUCUGAUGAAAAUGACUGUAAAUAAAACACAAUCCUUUUUCA